Molecule: messenger RNA, 999 nt
Organism: Colletotrichum tamarilloi
Lineage: Eukaryota; Fungi; Ascomycota; Sordariomycetes; Glomerellales; Glomerellaceae
Exons: 3
Coding region: 1-999 (332 amino acids)
Source: RefSeq, a predicted model, not a curated record
AUGGACGAAUCGGCGAAGCUCAUCAAGAGCUUGACCGACGGCCUUAAGGCCAUCAACAAAGUUCAGGCUCAGCAAUCGAAGACCUUUUCUGAACUUGCAAGGUUCAUUGACCGCGAAAAGACUGACCGGGGGAAAAUGGCAGUAGAUACCCAAGAGACGUUGGCGAGUAUCAUGAGACUACAGACCAAGAUUAUGAAAGAGCAGGCGGCGAUGGUCCUCUCAAGACAACAGGCCGCGGCGAUGCCCUCCAAACAGCAAGAGCAGGAAUCUCUUUCCGUGAGAGCUGCAGCUUUCCCAAAAUUCGGUCGUCUCCCCGCUGAACUGCGGAGACUCAUUUGGAAAAUGGCACUGCCAGGCCGUCGGGUUCUCGAACAGGCGGACGGAGUAGCCGCGUAUCCCGAGCUCUGCAAGAAAUUCAGACCUCCUGUGAUUCGAGCCGUCUGCAAAGAAGCCUGGGAGGUUACCGAACAGAAUGGGCUAUUCGUCUACGGCCCGGAGCUCACUGCGUCUGGGGGAACCUGGUUCAACCCCAAGCAGGACGUGAUCAUUAUCCCAGAUCCCGGAAAGGACUACUCGCUGGGACCGCUUGAGGAUUGUCGUCCUGAAAUCAUCGCUGUUGACUGCCGAUACUUUGAACAAGACGAAAACUUCGAACGUGUCUUGCAUUGUGCGCUGCAACUUAGGAGCUGCCGAAGGCUCAUCAUCCUCUUGCGGACAGCCCCCAAUUUAACAUACAAGAAGGGAGCAGCGCCGAAGCUAUUCAGCCUUCAAGCCAAAGAUGUGAUCUGGUCAUUCUACGCAGAUGAAAAGCCAAAAGGUCCCUUUGGGGAGGACGAUAUUUCGUGGAAGCAUUUCAAGGACGCGAUCCAAGCUGAUUGGGAUAAUGAAGUGCGUAAGAGCGGAAGAAUGGAUAUAUACAUAAAGUAUGGCGGCGUGCCUGUCAUCGAGGGGAUGGAGUUGAUCAUGUGCAAGGAGGACGAGACAUCCCAUGGUUUCUGA